This is a messenger RNA of Phaedon cochleariae (mustard beetle), 1248 nucleotides long. The record is from the annotation of a GenBank genome assembly. Lineage: Eukaryota; Metazoa; Arthropoda; Insecta; Coleoptera; Chrysomelidae.
GGGAAAUUCGCGCACGGGUCGGCAAAUUUCGGGAAAAUUUCGGAAAAUUCGCGCACACCCAGUCGUGGGGCUCGGAGAUUUGCGAUCGCGGAUUUUAAAUUCUGUCUAGUGGGUGACGAAGCGGGAUGAAAAUAUGAGUGAAACUUUCGAGAAGUUUUUUAAUAAGAUGUUGAUGCCUCAACCCGUUUCCUGGGGAACAUGACUGCACCGAACUGCACCAAACCCAAAUACAACAAAGUGAAAUUCAAAUAAAAACUCCUCUCCUAUCAGCCUUAAACCUGCAACCGAAGCAAUAACCCUACUUCUAAACACCGAACAUGUCCAAAACGCUGAUCCUCAUAAUCGAUCUGGACACAAUAAUGUCAAAAAUUCACUCCUACCAAACCCUAAAGCCCUUAGUAGCAUGACCCUUGAGGAGCACACGUGAAACCUCCCUCACCCUCUUCAUCCCCACCCUCAAACAUGGACAAACUCUUACCCAAGCUGCUCCUAGUCCAGCUGCUGCUCUCCCUGGCUCUAGCCAGCUCUGGACAGCUUCGCGGUCAGAUCUACUUUGCUAUAGCAGCCCCUCCAAGCUCCCAAAGCUACAGCAGAGCCUUCAACAAGACCUUGACCAACAUCACGCAGAACUACCUGGUCAGCAGAGGAAGUGGGUUCGCAUUGAACGUCAGCUUGGAGACGGUGGCCAUUGAUUUGCCGGAGAACGGCAGCUUCAGUUCGAAGCUGCUGGAGAACGUUUGCGAGAAGCUGGAAGGCAAACGGGUGGUGGCUGUGUUGAUAAUUGGUAAUUCGCCUGCUGCUUUCACGGUCUCCAUUGCUGCUAAGCAUGUUGGGAUACCAGUGCUCUGGGCUAGAGGUAGCAGCCAUUUUUUACCUGGUUUCAGGAGUAUGAGCCUCGCUGUUCGUUGGAUGCACGAGUCUUUGGAAAGAGAUGUUCUGCAGGUCUCCAAAGUGACCACGAAGGGGUGCGAAGCCUCAACUCGACGGGUUAAUCUCGCGGGGACUGCCAAGGGAGGAACAAUUGUUGAUAUUCCAGAAGAGCAUUGUCUAAGAAGAUAUCUAUACAAUAGAGCCAGAUCGCCAACUUUUCUACGGUGUUCCAGAGAAGUGAGGUCCAGACUGAAUUCUUUCACGGAAUCUUUUUCAAUUCAGCAAACUUUCUGUGCAUACUUGGAACAGUUUCAAGUGGGCUGUCGUCUUUUAGAAGUUUACCAAGAUGUGGCUCCUCGGGCAAUGAAAACUGGCUAA